This is a messenger RNA of Olea europaea var. sylvestris, 2151 nucleotides long. RefSeq lists its product as uncharacterized. The transcript is spliced from 2 exons. The record is from RefSeq and is a predicted model, not a curated record. Bases 679 to 1512 code for a protein of 277 amino acids. NCBI's taxonomy places the organism in Eukaryota, Viridiplantae, Streptophyta, Magnoliopsida, Lamiales, Oleaceae.
CUUUGGUAUAUAUAUACCUUUUGUACUACCAUUUGUACUAUUUAUUUUACACGUUGCUUCUCUCUAUCGAUUUUACGGUUGCAAGAUAUCAUUCUCAGCGUAAAAAUAUAAAAAAUUUAAACAUCAAUUGAACUAUGCUAUCUUUAGGUAUCAUAUUUUUUGUUUUCUUUUUUAGAUUUUGCUGAGUUCUAUUUUAUCUUAUAGCCUAUUUGUAUUUUUUUGCUAAGUUUUUUAUUAUAGUAUUUAUCAUUCAAGUAUUAUUGACAAAUUGCAAACUCUGAUCUGUAUUUAUUGUUCUUAUGUGUACAAUGUUAAAUUAUAUUUUUCGAUUGUUGUAAUUAACGACUGUAGCAGCGCACUCUAUCUUGGGUAAGUUCUUCUAAUUGAACUAUCCAAUUCUUUGUUCAUACGUUUAUUUAGUAUGUUUAUUUUGGUUAUUUAUUUAUGGUAACUUGUAAAAUUUGUAAUAGGUUGUUGGUUAUUGAGCUUCAUUUCUGCAUUUUAUGAACACACUAUUUUUUCCUUCUAAAAUAUAUCUUUACUCAUCAUUACAUAUUGUGAACUUUAGUUUUAUUGUAUGUAUAUUUUAACAUGUGUAGGAUUAAUUCUUUCUAAUGCUUUCAGUUCUUGUAGCUAAAGUUGAGGUCCAACUAUUCUACAAUAACUAUUAGUGUUUUGAUGGAUAUUUUUGAACCAUCUGUUGAUGAAGAAGUUGAUUUAGUUAACCUUCAAGCUACCUCUCAAACACCCAGCGAGUCAUACCACGUCUUUAUUCGUCAACAACAUAAUCAAAGAGAAAGGGAUCGAUACAAUCGAUUACAAAUUGAGCGCGUUGAUCUUCGAAAGAGGAUAAAUAACCGUAUAUCAUUUGGAGAGAAUAGCUUAGAUCUUGUUGAAAUGCAUGAAUCUACAACACAUCAUGAGUUUGAAGCUUCAACGUCAAACCAAAGAACAAUUGAUAAUUUCAAUUCUGAAUUAGAAGGAAGUUCAAAUCUGUUGAAUGUACCAAGUACUUCAUAUGUAUUACCACCGUGUAUUGACUGUAAAUAUUGUGGUGCACGUAAAUUUUUUAGAGAAAGUAAAGGAUUUUGCUAUUCUGAUAGAAAAGUUAAGCUUUUUAUGCCCGAAUCACCAACUGAACUGUACACCUUAUUUACUUCUAAAGAACUUAUAUGUAUGGAAUUUAAAAAAAUCGCAAGGGAAUAUAAUAACCACUUUGCAUUCACUUCAUUUGGUGUAAAAUAUGAUAAAGAACUUUUUAAAACAUACAGAGGUAUUUACACAUUUAGAGUGCAGGAACAAGUAUAUCAUUAUGUAAAUCAACUUAUGCCAGAAAAUAACUUACCGUCUUAUAUGCAGUUAUAUUUUUAUGAUACAGAUAAUGAGCUUCAAAAUCGUAUGAACAUUUCAGAGAACUUUGUUGAAUCUACUUUGAUUCUUUUAAUGCAAAUUCUAACCAUAAAUCCAUAUAGUAGAUUCUUUAGGUCUUUAAGUAAUAUCCCUAAUUUGUAACACCAUCGGAUACAAAUAAGAUGCGAUCCAGGAGUUGAUCAAAGAGUUUUUAAUACUCCUACAGCGUCUCAAGUAGCUACUGUAUGGGUCGAAAAUGAUGAAAAUGCAAAUAUCCGUGUUCGUGAUAUUACUAUAUAUAGUCAUUCUGGUGAAUCACACAAAGUCCACUAUUACUAUGAUUGUUAUGAUCCUUUACAAUAUCCUUUGAUCUUUCCAUAUGGAGAAUCUGGCUGGCACGAAGGUAUUAAGAGAUAUAGAAACCCAUGCUUCUUGCCUUAGCAUUUGUCCGACCCUAUCACUCUUCCUAGCGCAGUGAAUUCUGUAAAUGAACUUCUUGAAAAAGAGUAUGCAGGUUAAUAGAUGCACAUUUUAGUAAAUUUAAUGACUUUUGCAAUUUUACUACUUUAAAUGAAUAUGAAUACUCAAAUUGUGUUAUUUUUAUGUGAUGCGGUGCUUAAUGAAAAAAAGAAACGAUCUCAAGUCUCUUGCCGAGAAUACUAUUUGUAUAAAUUACAAAUCAAGUCUCCUGGCAAGUUCGUGUUACUUCAUACUGGUAGACUAUUUCAACAAUAUGUUGUAGAUAUGUAUGUUAAGAUUGAAACUACUAGACUAGAUUAUUUUCGUAAUAACCAAAAAAAA